AGUUGGCAGUUGGCAACACUGUCACUGUUUGUUGAUUGAUUUGAUUGACGGAAAUAACUUUACUUUUUGAUUUAAUAUAAUUAAACCAAAACACAAGAAACUAUGCCGAAAUCUGUCGACCGUAGCGUGAGGGAAAUAAUAUUAAAGAUAAGAGCAUUCUGUGAAAAAGAAAAGAAGAAGAAUUGUCCUAUAAUCCCUCUAAACCAUGUCCGUGCGAGGGUGGCCGCCAUGACCGGAAUCUCCCAGAAGACUGUUAGCAGGAUUUCUAAAGAAGCUCUCACUGGUAAAAUUGGUGUAGAUAGCAAAGAUCAAGAGAAUGACGCCAGCGAAGAGGGUAAAGAGGAAAUAGGUCCAGACGGAAAAGUUAUUAAAAAAAAGAAAGUUAGCAAAAAGGUAGCCGCUCAAAAACUUGUCCCGGUGAAGAGACACCGAAACAAGAAAGUGCAGUUAGACGAUGGCUUCAUGACCUGCACAAUUAGAAAUAAAAUCCACGAAUACUACACAAUACGCAAUGAGGUUCCAACACUAUCCAAACUAUUGACUGAACUGAAGAACGAAAUCAAUUUCAAUGGCGGUCGAACAACAUUGUGGAAGAUAAUAAUAAAACUAGGCUUCAAGUUCAAGAAGUGUGGCAGGAAACAUUUCUUGAUGAUGGGUGAUGAUGAUGAGGCUGCCAUGUCAAAUGUUAAACGAGACGAGAAGAAGAAGAAGGAGGCGGUGUGGGUGCAGCCGGUGAUGCCUCCAAACCCACCAUUCUCAUUCCCAAACUGUGGCCCACCCGUUCCCUUUGUAGCUAACGUAUCACACAGUCUGGUACGGGAUCCCUCACAUCAAGUGAAACAAAAUAUGAAUUUUGUAUGAGAAUAAUGUUAUACAAAAAGGUGUAGAUAGAGCCUUGAUCAGAAACUAAGAUGCUUACUUGAACAGUCAAGCUCUGGAAGAGGAUAUUUUACAGACAGAUUGGCCGAAUUGUCAUUGAGCAGGACUAAAGUUUAAGCUGUAGAAGAAAGGCUGUUAUUAUUCUGAU
This is a messenger RNA of Plutella xylostella (diamondback moth), 1027 nucleotides long. RefSeq lists its product as uncharacterized. The record is from RefSeq and is a predicted model, not a curated record. NCBI's taxonomy places the organism in Eukaryota, Metazoa, Arthropoda, Insecta, Lepidoptera, Plutellidae.